AUGCCGACUACGCUCCCCGCCAAUACGCAGGCUCUCAUGGACGACAUCGCGGUCGUCCCCAUCUACUCUUUCUUUGGAGGGAUAUUCGCUGCAACGACAUACGGUGUCGCGUUCGUCCUGUUCGUCGUCUGCUUUCGGCUCCUCCUCAGGAGUACUAAACGAACCAAACAUAUGCGCCGUUUGCUCCUCGUCUACGUAUCGUUCAUGUUCUCUCUUUCAACACUCGCGCUGCUGUGUGGAAUUGUGCUCCACAUCAACACUACUCGGCAGAGUUUUUGGCUCUUUCUCGAGAGUGCUGGAGUAAUUGAGGAAUACCGUUUCGUUCGGCGCCUUGUUCCAGAGAAACUAUUGGAUUGGUCUAUGGUGGUGGCGACAUGGGCAGCUGACGGGUUCUUACUCUGGAGGUGUUGCGUGUUGUAUGACGUCGCAAUACUUUCUUGGCGCAUCGCACUCUACUGUCUCUUCGGCAUCUUGAUUCUCCUCUUGUUCCUUUCAGGCUGUUUUUACGCCAUCCCAACAGAUGAACGGGCUUUGAAUUUGGUCGUCUUUUCCUCCAUCACCCUUUCUGUCAACGUCGUCAUUUGUGGCCUCAUCGUCGGCCGCCUCGUUUAUCACCAGCGCUAUCUACGCGGUGCGAUCGGACGCGGUUAUGGCUCUCCAUACCGGAGGAUCAUCUCGAUGUGCGUCGAGUCCGCGUCCUUGGUGGUCAUCUUCGACGCAGUGGCGAUCUUUCUCUUUGCUUCCCCGCCGAUUUUCAAGCGAAGUCCCAACGUCUUUGUUCCAAUUGUCACGCAGAUCUAUGUCGUCUCUGCGUUCUUGAUCAUAUACAAGGUUACACGUGAGGAACCGCCUGCUGGACCUUCAAGUCUGCGCACAGCCGACAUCGAGGAAGCCAUGAAUCGGCUGGAAACAUCCUCGACCGACAGGGAGGAUCCAUCGGCAAGAUACCACCACCACAAUGCCCCAGUCAUACAGAUGCAAGCUCUUCCGAUCCGAUAA
Molecule: messenger RNA, 999 nt
Organism: Cyclocybe aegerita
Lineage: Eukaryota; Fungi; Basidiomycota; Agaricomycetes; Agaricales; Hemipholiotaceae
Source: the annotation of a GenBank genome assembly